UAAUGAAAUAAGUCAUUUUCCUGGUUUUGCUACUCACCUUAACUCUACAAACUUCAUUGUAGUCUAAAGUAGAUGUUGUUAUGGCACAAAUGGAUAAAAUGGCACUUAAGAAUGAAUUUUCUAAGCAAUUAGCUGGUUUAAUUGAACUCAAAAUGUUAUAAAGUUCAUAUGUUGAGGAAGUUUUGAAAGAAAUUAAAGGCAUUAGAGAUUAAUUAAUCUCAGAUUAAACAGUAGAGGAUCAAGAAUUUGCCAAAGUAAUAAUAAAAUAUAUUUCAAUUAGAAAAUUGGAUAAUUGAAUGUGGAAAUAGAAAUUUUGGAAAUCUAAACAGAAAAAUUAGCUAAAGAAUUACAAAGACUUAAUCAAUAAAUUGCAGAUUUAAAUGAAGAUAUUAGCAAAUUAAUUGGUACAUAAUAAUCAUAAGAAAAAUAAUUAUCAACUUUGAAUUCUAAAGAAGAAGACAUCAGAAAUUAAUAUAAAUUAGAAAUUGAAACUAUAUCAGUAUUACUUAUAAAUAUUUAUAGCAAAGAACAACAAACAAUAUAAAAUCUAUAGAUGGGUUAAAUGAAAUGAUUGCAAAACUCUAAUAGGCUGUAUUUGCUGAAUAAAGUAAAACAACUGUCCUUUCAUAAUAACAUACUAAACAAUAUGUUGAUGAACUUGCUAACUCUUUAGGACCAAAUCAUCCUAUUACAGCACUUGUUUCAGUAACUACUAAGUAUCUUAAUAUUUUAUUCCAGAUUUGAUGUUCCCACUGUUACCAGAAUUAUUUAAUUACUCGAAAACAUUCGAGAUCAAAGAAUCCAAGAAAAUGCAGGUGCAAAUGAAUAUGUUGCUAAAGUUACUUAAUCAUAUGAAGUAACACUUAAAGAAGUCACCGAAGUUAGAGAAAGAUUAAGUGCUGAUUAUUCAAGAACACUUAUUACAUUAAAAAGAAGAAAUGAAGAAAACGUAAUAUUUCAUCAAUUACAAAUAAGGCAUUGUCGACUAAAAGCAGAAAUCAAAUCUAAAAAGAUUUACCUAUUGCAUUGGAUUUGCUUCAAUAAUAUAGAAAUGAAAGGGAAAUAGUCUAAUCAAACUAUAAUCUAAGAUCUGCUAAGAGGGAAAAUGAAGUUAAAAUUAUUACAUAAGCAUAUACUAUCGUUGCCUAAUAAGUUAAGGUUUGAA
Paramecium pentaurelia is the source of this 1165-nucleotide messenger RNA. Lineage: Eukaryota; Ciliophora; Oligohymenophorea; Peniculida; Parameciidae. The record is from the annotation of a GenBank genome assembly.